Gekko japonicus is the source of this 448-nucleotide messenger RNA. RefSeq names its product immunoglobulin iota chain-like. The record is from RefSeq and is a predicted model, not a curated record. Lineage: Eukaryota; Metazoa; Chordata; Lepidosauria; Squamata; Gekkonidae. The transcript has 2 exons. Gene Ontology annotation, biological process: immunoglobulin production; immune response. The coding region runs from base 26 to 448 and encodes 140 amino acids.
CCUUGGACCUACCAAUCUCAUCAUCAUGUUCUGGCCUCCUAUUCUCAGCCUUCUGAUCAUGUGGUGUGCAGGUUCAAACUCUCAGGAUGUCAUAUCUCAGCCACUUUCAGAAUCAGUGUCACCAGGAAAUUCAGUGAAGCUCUCCUGCGUCAUGAGCAGUGGGUCUGGCAUCACUGGCUAUGCUGUAUACUGGUUCCAGCAGAAGCCUGGGAAUCCCCCCAGGUUCCUCCUAUGGUAUACCUCAGAUUCCAGCAAAGGCCAGGGUUCCGGAGUCCCCUCUCGAUUUUCUGCUUCCAAAGACACGUCCAGGAACACCUGCUACUUAAACAUCGCUGGAGCCCUGGCAGAAGAUGAGGGCGAUUAUCACUGUUUAGUGUGGUACAUCAAUGCUUUUCACAGUGACUCAGUCAGAUGGGGAAGCCAGACAAAAACCUCCUCUGGUCCCUAA